AUGCCUCGCAGAGAGAUAAUUUGUCCAAACUGUGAAAUGCCAGUGGAUCUUUGCCCGGUCUUUUGCGGUCCUCCACCUGAGGGAAGUGCGACGACCACCGAAGCUGAGGAGGGCCAGAAACCUCCGCGCAAGAAACGCAUCAAGAAGAAGAAACAGCAGCAGCACCAUCCUCCUCCCUCUCAAGCCCCUCCCCCACCACCUCCUCAGCCUCUACAACAAGAGCAACAGGUUCAGAAAUCCCAACUGCAGAAACAAGUCCACGAGGAGCAAGCCCGGGCCCAGGAGCAACAGAUGGAUGACGAGCUCGAGCAGCGGAUGGCGCAGCUGCAGUUGCAGGAACCUCGAGCGCAGCAGCAUCAUCACCAACACCGUCAUGACGAUGGCCGUCAUGUUCACUACCACUUCCAUCACCACGUUCACUACCAUCGCUAG
Molecule: messenger RNA, 432 nt
Organism: Aspergillus chevalieri
Lineage: Eukaryota; Fungi; Ascomycota; Eurotiomycetes; Eurotiales; Aspergillaceae
Exons: 2
Coding region: 1-432 (143 amino acids)
Source: RefSeq, a predicted model, not a curated record